AUGACUCGGACAGUGGGAAACCGGUGGGCAUUAGCUGUGUGUGCCAGUCUGUUCGCCAUCGGCGUCUACGGGCUCACUCGUAACCUCUCAGCCCAGCUCCCGCCCCAUCUUAAGGAUGCCGGCCACUGGCAGUUCUUGACCAACUUGCUGCUUGCCUACUCGUUGAUCGUGUUUGGCGUGGGGAUGGCCGCCCACAUCUCCAAGCUGGCGGCGCUCUUCAACUUGAAGAACUUGCUCCACCCCAUCGGCAUGGCGUUGGAGUUUGUCGUCGCCGUGGUGUACUGGCCGUUGCGGAUCUUCUUCAUCAACUUGUUGGUCGAGGACCCGCUGAAGUUCAAGUUGCCGCUUCUGACAGACUUGUGCAUCCACUUGAUGCCCGUGGUGCUGUUGUUCAUCGACUACCUCGCGUUCCUGCCCCCCUGGACCCUCUCUACUCCCACGGCAUUGACGGUGAUGGCAGUGUUGACGGCGGGCUACUGGUGGUGGCUCAAACAGCUCAUCGCUCCUGGCGGCACUUACCCGUACAACUUCUUGAAUGUCGACACUGAGCAGGAAAGAGUGGUGGUGUUUGUGGCGGUGGGGUCAGUGGCAUUCGUGCUGUUCCUCGCCACCAAGGCAUUGUACGGAGUCUUUGUCCGGGAUACUAAAUUGCAAAUGAAAAAGAGAAUUUAG
Messenger RNA from Diutina rugosa, 672 nucleotides. RefSeq lists its product as uncharacterized. Gene Ontology annotation, cellular component: membrane; endomembrane system. NCBI's taxonomy places the organism in Eukaryota, Fungi, Ascomycota, Pichiomycetes, Serinales, Debaryomycetaceae. The transcript has a single exon. The record is from RefSeq and is a predicted model, not a curated record. Bases 1 to 672 code for a protein of 223 amino acids.